AUGUUUAAGAAAGACAUCCCACCAAGCAACCGCUCAAAAGUCAAGUCCUCGGUGCAGCGCGCCCUGCGCCAAAAGCUCAUAGAAGCACACCCGCUAUGCGAGCCGUAUAUUGAUGAGAUCCUGCCGAAAAAGGCGCAGCUCGAUGCGGUGAAACUUCCAGAAAAAACAACCCUCUACACAAUCGACAGCACCCCACUCUUCUACCAACCGCAAGAUGGCCCUCCGAUCCCUCACCUGAAACUCCUGCACGCCUUCCCCAACAUGCUCCCUAGCAUUCAGAUCGAUCGCGGCGCGAUCCGCUUCGUGCUCUCAGGCGCCACGCUCAUGGCUCCCGGGUUGACGAGUCCGGGUGGUCGGUUACCGGAUGCGGACAACGCGCUGGAGAAGGGGACUGUUGUUGCUGUGAAGGCGGAGGGGAAGGAGGAGAUUUGUAUGGUAGGGACACUGAAGGCGAGUACAGAGGAGAUUAAGAGUAAGGGGAAGGGUGUUGUUAUUGAUGAUGGGCAUUAUUUGGGCGAUGGGUUGUGGAAGAUGCAUUUGGAUUAA
This is a messenger RNA of Aspergillus calidoustus, 546 nucleotides long. The record is from the annotation of a GenBank genome assembly. Lineage: Eukaryota; Fungi; Ascomycota; Eurotiomycetes; Eurotiales; Aspergillaceae.